AAGGGCAUUUCAGUCAUUUUAUCUCCAUCUCCCCCAGAUCUCACACGUGUGAUCCAUCCUGAGCGUCCAUUUCGCACGUGCCAAACCCCCUUUCUAUUUGAAUUCCAUUCCCCGGCGUUCCACCUCCCACCUCCGAGAAUCCAGCAUUUGGAAAGAGGAGGAGAAAUCCAGAGGAAAAGGGGAGGGAUUUUGCCCUAAUCUCCCCCGAUUCUUCAUUCCAAUCCUUGUUUUUACCUCUUGAAUCGAUUCCUUGAUCGAAAUCUGAUCUAUUUGGUUGGUUUUCUUGGAGGUUUUGUUUGGUUAGGGUUUGAGAGAUGGAGAGCUGCGAGGAUUCGAGAGGGGCUGGGCAACAGAAGGAGUGUGUCAAGGUGGCUGUGAAUAUAAGGCCGCUUAUCACUUCCGAGCUUCUCUUGGGUUGCGCCGAUUGCGUCAGUGUUGUUCCUGGGGAGCCUCAGGUUCAAAUUGGUUCACAUGCUUUCACAUUUGACCAUGUUUAUGGGAGCUCUGGAACGCCUCAUUCACUUAUAUUUCAGGAGUGCAUAGCUCCUUUGGUUGACGCAUUAUUUCAUGGAUACAAUGCCACGGUCCUUGCUUAUGGACAGACUGGCUCUGGGAAGACAUACACUAUGGGAACCAACUAUUCUGGUGAAGCUAAUUGUGGGGGGAUUAUUCCACAAGUAAUGGAGACAAUAUUUAAGAAAAUUGCAGCAAUGAAAGACACUGCUGAGAUUUUACUCAGAGUAUCUUUCAUAGAGAUUUUUAAAGAAGAAGUUUUUGAUUUGCUUGACCCACAUCUUAAUGCUUCCCUAAGAGCUGAAGGCCCUGCUGGAGUUAAGGUAGCUGUAGCUCCAAGGGCUCCAAUUCAGAUUAGAGAAACAACCAAUGGAGGGAUCACACUUGCUGGUGUUGUUGAGGCAGAAGUCAGGUCAAAAGAAGAGAUGGCAUCGUAUUUAGCUCGUGGUUCCCUGUCCCGUGCUACAGGGAGCACCAACAUGAAUAGUCAGUCAAGUCGUUCACAUGCUAUUUUUACUAUAAGUCUGGAGCAAAAGAAAACUAGUACUUGGUCAAGUGAUGUAGUGACCAAUGAUGAAUUUGGUGAUGACAUAUUAUCUUCAAAACUUCAUCUAGUGGAUCUUGCUGGUUCUGAACGUGCAAAGCGCACUGGAGCUGACGGUUUGCGUCUCAAAGAGGGCAUACAUAUUAACAGAGGCUUGCUGGCUCUUGGAAAUGUUAUUAGUGCAUUAGGUGAUGAAAAGAAAAGGAAAGAAGGAGGACAUGUCCCAUACCGUGACAGCAAACUAACUCGUCUGCUACAGGAUUCCCUUGGCGGAAAUAGCAAAACCGUAAUGAUAGCUUGCAUUAGUCCUGCGGAUUCUAAUGCUGAAGAGACUCUUAAUACUCUCAAGUAUGCCAACCGUGCUCGCAAUAUUCAGAACAAAGCUGUGAUAAAUCGUGAUCCAAUGGCAGCUCAAAUGCAAAAAAUGCGCAACCAAUUGGAGCAAUUGCAAGCCGAAGUGUUGUAUUGUCGUGGUGGUGGUGCGCUAGAAGAGCUUCAAAUUUUGCGCCAUAAGAUCUCCUUGCUUGAAGCCAGCAAUACAGAGCUCCAUCAAGAGCUUAAAGAACAACAAAUCACUUGCGAGCACUUAAAGCAACAAGCCUUGGAUGCUCAGUGUGAAAAAGAUGAGCUGAUUUUGAAGAUCAAAUCAGCUCGAAGUGGAAAAUCAUGGGAGGAAAUUGAUGGCGCAAACAACUCACAGUAUGCUCAAGAAAUGGAUUUGGUGAAGAGUUAUACUGUAAAAAUUCAAGAGUUAGAAGCUCAGUUACUGAAGGCCAGAAGUUUCACCAAUUCUGAACAAAAUGGACUUAUGGAUUGCCUUGCUUUUGGGAAAGAUACAUUCCUACCAAGUCUGCAUGUGUUAGCAUCAGACGAUGAUGAUAAAAACCUUGAUGUUUCCGGUGAAGCUGAAGAGGAUGAAAAAGAGCGGGAGCAUUGUACUUUGCAGGACAGAUUGGGGCAAGAGCUCCAAGAAUUGGAUAAACGACUUGAACAAAAGGAGGCGGAAAUGAAACAAUUUUCAAGGAAUGACACGUCGAUACUCAAGCAGCAUUAUGAGAGGAAGUUGUUAGAAUUAGAGCAUGAAAAAAAAACUUUACAGAAAGAGAUUGAAGAUCUUCGGUUCAAUCUUGCAAACAUUUCAAAUAAUUCUGAUGAUAGUGCCCAAAAAUUGAAGGAAGAAUAUCUUCAGAAGUUGAACAUGCUUGAAGCUCAGGUGUCUGAGCUGAAAAAGAAGCAAGAGGCACAGUCUCAACUACUGAGGCAAAAGCAAAAAUCUGAUGAGGCCGCAAAACGGUUACAAGAGGAAAUUCAAAGGAUAAAGUCUCAGAAGGUACAUUUGCAACAUAAGAUUAAGCAAGAAUCUGAACAGUUUCGGGCAUGGAAGGCCACAAGAGAAAAGGAGGUUCUUCAGCUCAAGAAGGAGGGUCGGAGGAAUGAGUAUGAGAUGCAUAAACUGAUGGCAUUAAACCAAAGACAAAAAAUGGUUCUUCAACGGAAGACGGAAGAAGCUUCAAUGGCCACCAAACGAUUGAAAGAACUACUGGAAGCAAGAAAGGCUUCUUCACGCUCUGGAAGUGUAAAUGGACCUGGGAUUCAGGCAUUGAUGCAGGCAAUUGAAAGUGAGCUUGAAGUUAACUUGCGGGUCCAUGAAGUACGGUCUGAAUAUGAGCGGCAAAUGGAAGAGAGGGCGGCCAUGGCCAAGGAGGUGGCAAAGCUGAAGGAGGAGUCUGAAUUAUUUAAGAGAAAGAAUGCUGAGAAUUGCGUUCUCAGUGAUUGCCCCCAAACGAUGUCUCCUAGUGCCAGAAACUCACGAAUUUUCGCAUUGGAAAAUAUGCUGGCAACUUCAUCGACAAACCUUGUAACAAUGGCCUCACAAUUGUCAGAAGCUGAGGAGCGUGAACGUGUUUUUAGUGGCCGGGGACGCUGGAAUCAAGUUCGUUCAUUAGCUGAAGCUAAAAAUGUUAUGAACCAUUUAUUUAAUCUGGCAUCUUCAUCAAGGUGCCAGCUGCGUGAUAGGGAGAUACAAUGCAGGGAGAAAGACUCCAUUAUUAGCGAUUUCAAGGGAAAGGUUUUCAAUCUUAGUAGCUUGGUGAGGCAACUGGAAGGAGAAAAGCUUAAACUGCUGCAAGAGCUGAAUUUGCAGAAACUUGCUCCUAAGAGAAGUUCACAGGAUGCAGGUGGUCAUUUAGGAACUGUUUUAUCAAGUUCGACUGACGAUGGUCAGUACUAUGCUCUGCGCAAGGCUUCACGAACCUCCCAAGUUUUUGACAGAAGCAGAAACAAUUUGGAUUUCUUUGAGGAUAUGGACACUUCUGAUUCAGAACAAUCUGAUCAAUAUGAUUCUGAUUUUGACAUGACUGAUGAGGACUGGGUAGAGUCUGAAAAGAAGAUUGGAAGAAAACAAUCCAGACAAUCCCGUUUUGGCAAGAAAACUUUUGAAGAUGGCCAUACUUCAGAUAAUAUAAAAUUGGAAGUUUUGAAUGAAGAAACUGAAUCGGUGAUUGAGAAAAAUAGCUCUCCAAUAUGUUGCUCAUGUUCGAAGAGCUCAUCUUGUAAAACUAAGAAGUGUGAAUGUCGAGCUGAUGGAAACUUAUGUGGUGCUUCUUGUGGAUGCAUAGUUUCCAAAUGUUCUAAUAGAGUAGCUAACUUCAUUCAGAAGGAGAGUGAUGAUAAAUUACACUCAGAAUUAAGUGGAAGUGGUGGGAGCAAUUCAUCAUCUGAGUGUUUAGAGAAUGAGAAAUGCAAUGAGUUGGUGUCUGAGUGUGCAUUGCUACUUCAAAAUGCACUUGCAGAGAAACCAAAUGUAGUUGAUGAAGAUUCAAAACAGAGGAAGCCCUUAUCCGACAUUGGAAAUACUGUGACCAAGCCAAAUGGAGGGAAAAGAAGGAAGAAUUGGCGGAAAACUACAAUACAACUUGUUCCAUCAAACCCAAUUCCAACUUCAGCCAUUGAAACAAAUGAAGUUCCGAGGCAGAGGGAGGAAAAUAUCCCCCCCUUGAGGUUACCACGGGUGAUGGACACUAGAGCCCUGGAUACAAAUCCUCCUCUUGGUGAUAGGAAUUCAGUGAAGGCUGAAGGUUCAAGGGCAACUGCUAAAGAUGUUAGCAACAUUCUUCAACCCAAAUCUCCCAACCGGUUAAGGAAGGCUAGCGAUGAGAAAGAGAAUCAGAUUGUAUGAUCUGCUGCACCCUUUCAUGCACACAUCUAAAAAUUGCUACUGCUGGGUCACCAUUUUCAGAUGAAGCACUCAACAUGAAUUGUCAAUGGGAGAUGAAUCAAUGAGCACCCAUGAACUGCAAGUACUUGAUAGAGCUUGGCUCUAUGAGGCUGUGUUUCAGGAUUCCUAGUUCAGGUUAAGCAUGUCGCUUUCUGAUUUGUAUUCAGUUCUGAUAAUGUUGUUAACAAGGAUACGAUGUAGUUUUGGCUGGUUGCCGGAUGGAAUGGCCCAGUCAGAAUUGCUGAUUGUAAGGAAACACAUUGAUUUUGUACUCAAACGUUCUUUUAUUCUUGUGGAAAAGUCAUGU
Molecule: messenger RNA, 4581 nt
Organism: Dioscorea cayenensis subsp. rotundata (Guinea yam)
Lineage: Eukaryota; Viridiplantae; Streptophyta; Magnoliopsida; Dioscoreales; Dioscoreaceae
Product: kinesin-like protein KIN-4C
Biological process (GO): mitotic spindle organization; microtubule-based movement
Molecular function (GO): microtubule motor activity; ATP binding; microtubule binding
Source: RefSeq, a predicted model, not a curated record